Messenger RNA from Aspergillus nidulans FGSC A4, 705 nucleotides. RefSeq names its product kinase-related protein. The record is from RefSeq and is a predicted model, not a curated record. The coding region runs from base 1 to 705 and encodes 234 amino acids. The transcript is spliced from 2 exons. Lineage: Eukaryota; Fungi; Ascomycota; Eurotiomycetes; Eurotiales; Aspergillaceae.
AUGGAAUCGCAAGUAGCCCGACUGGUUGACAAGAUUUGGGAGAAAUUCCGAACCACGCCCGAAAAUGCCCGUCUACUGAUCGCUGUCAGUGGGAUUCCCGGUUCCGGAAAGACUGAGCUCGCCAUCACAAUGGCGAGACGUAUCAAUGAGAAGCACGGCGCACAAAACGGCGACCUAAUUGCUGCCGCAAUCCCCAUGGACGGAUACCACCUUACACGGGCACAACUUGCCCAAAUGCCUGAUCCAGAAUACGCUGCUGCACGGCGAGGUGCGGCAUUCACAUUCGACGGAGAGAAGUUCCUAGCCCUAGUGCGUGCGUUGCGUGAGCCACUAACACCCAAAACGCAAACGUUACAUGCGCCCAGUUUUGAUCACGCAGUUAAGGAUCCCGUGGAUAACGACAUCCCCAUUGCUGCUGCGCGACGGGUGAUAUUCUUCGAAGGGAACUAUCUGAGUUUGAAUAAGGAGCCGUGGAGCUCAGCGGCGAAGCUUAUGGAUGAGCUCUGGUUUGUGGAUGUCGAUUUCGACACGGCACGGCAACGCUUGGUCAAGAGGCAUGUUAAGGCUGGGAUAGCAAAAGAUGAGGCUGAUGCCGAGAAGCGCGCGGAUGAGAAUGAUUUGGUCAAUGGGCGGGAGAUUGUGGAUUGCAGGCUUGACGUGCAGGAGAUCAUCAGGAGUUCCUAUGACCCCAAGUGGGAGGAUUGA